This is a messenger RNA of Leptonychotes weddellii (Weddell seal), 2840 nucleotides long. The record is from RefSeq and is a predicted model, not a curated record. NCBI's taxonomy places the organism in Eukaryota, Metazoa, Chordata, Mammalia, Carnivora, Phocidae.
CCACUUGCCUCAGCCUCGCCAGCUUGUGGCCCUGGGGCCAGUGGCCAGGAGUCCAGGGUCUCAGCGCCUGCCCACCCGCCCCCAGGCCUGCCAGGAAUCAGGCCCCUCAUCCCCCUGCAGGGCAUCAUCGCGGAAGAGAACAAGAACCUGCAGCCCCAGGGAGACGAGGACCCUGGGAAAUUCAAGGAGGCUGAGCUGAAGAUGCGGAAGCAGUUCGGGAUGCCGGAGGGGGAGAAGCUGGUCAACUACUAUUCCUGCAGCUUCUGGAAGGGCCGCGUGCCCCGGCAGGGCUGGCUCUACCUGACCGUCAACCACCUGUGCUUCUACUCGUUCCUGCUGGGAAAGGAAGUGAGCCUGGUGGUACAGUGGGUGGACGUCACAAGGCUGGAGAAGAAUGCCACGUUGCUCUUCCCGGAGAGCAUCCGUGUGGACACCCGGGACCAGGAGCUGUUCUUCUCCAUGUUCCUCAACAUCGGCGAGACCUUCAAGCUCAUGGAGCAACUGGCCAACCUGGCCAUGCGGCAGCUGCUGGACAGCGAGGGCUUCCUGGAGGACAAGGCGCUGCCCCGGCCUACCCGGCCACACAGAAACAUCUCGGCUCUGAAGCGAGACCUGGAUGCCCGAGCCAAGAAUGAGUGCUACCGGGCAACCUUCCGCCUGCCCAGGGACGAGCGUCUGGAUGGCCACACGGGCUGUACCCUGUGGACUCCGUUCAACAAGCUGCACAUCCCUGGCCAGAUGUUCAUCUCCAGCAACUACAUCUGCUUCGCCAGCAAAGAGGAAGACGCCUGCCACCUCAUCAUACCCCUGCGGGAGGUGACCAUUGUCGAAAAAGCCGACAGCUCCAGUGUCCUGCCCAGCCCCCUGUCCAUUAGCACCAAGAGCAAAAUGACCUUCCUGUUCGCCAACCUGAAAGACCGUGAUUUCUUAGUUCAGAGGAUCUCUGACUUCCUCCAGAAAAUGCCGUCCAAGCAGCCCGGAGGCAAUGGUGGGGGAAGGAAAGCCAGCACCGCGGACCCAGCCCCGGAGCACUCCCCAGCUCCUGCAGAGGCCUCAGAUCAGCCCGCCAGCCCCACCACACCCCUGGGGGGCCGCCAGAGCUCCAGUGUGCAGGAGGCCCCGACCGCAUCGCAGGGGCUGCUUAAACUCUUCCAGGGAAACUCGCCCAUGGAGGACCUGGGGGCCAAGGGGGCCAAGGAGAAGAUGAAAGAGGAGUCGUGGAACAUUCACUUCUUUGAAUACGGGCGCGGCGUGUGCAUGUACCGCACGGCCAAAACGCGGGAGCUGGUGCUGAAGGGCAUCCCUGAGAGCCUCCGCGGGGAACUGUGGCUCCUCUUCUCUGGGGCCUGGAACGAGAUGGUGACGCACCCUGGUUACUAUGCUGAGCUGGUGGAGAAGUCCACGGGGAAGUCCAGCCUGGCCACGGAGGAGAUCGAGCGGGACCUCCACCGCUCCAUGCCCGAGCACCCCGCCUUCCAGAACGAGCUGGGCAUCGCUGCCCUCCGGCGGGUGCUGACCGCCUACGCUUUCCGAAACCCCACCAUCGGCUACUGUCAGGCCAUGAACAUCGUCACGUCCGUGCUUCUGCUCUAUGGCAGUGAGGAGGAGGCCUUCUGGCUGCUGGUGGCCCUCUGUGAGCGCAUGCUGCCCGACUACUACAACACCAGGGUGGUGGGGGCCCUGGUGGACCAAGGCAUCUUCGAGGAGCUCACGAGAGACUUCCUGCCGCAGCUGUCCGAGAAGAUGCAGGACCUGGGGGUGAUCUCCAGCAUCUCCCUGUCCUGGUUCCUGACCCUCUUCCUCAGUGUCAUGCCCUUCGAGAGCGCUGUGGUCAUCGUUGACUGCUUCUUCUACGAGGGCAUCAAGGUGAUCCUGCAGGUGGCCUUGGCCAUCCUGGAUGCCAACAUGGAGCAGCUGCUGGGCUGCAGCGAUGAGGGCGAGGCCAUGACCGUCCUGGGCAGGUGACCGAGCCAGCCCCCCUCCUCCCACCAGGCCGCUGGCUGGCGCCCCCGUGGAUGGCAGAGCCCGGCCCCAUCUCCGGCCUUGGGCACUCCUCGCUCAGCAUGCACCAACGCGCACACUCGGUGGGGGGCGGUGCAGGAGAGAGGCUUUUUCCUGGUAGGACGUGCCGGCUAAACAGCCCUGGGUCCUGACAGCUCUGGGAGCCGAUAAAAUGGGCCUGAGCACCCGGGAGGGGGCAGGGGGGCGGCAGCCGGAGCCCCCUAGUCCAGCCCCUAGCGGACGCUGGGUAUCCUGCUCUUGUCUCCGAGCAGUCCUGACGCUGCUUUCCCUGGCUCAGCAACAUCUCUCCCCCUCCCUGUCACCGUCACCUAGAUGGAGGGGCCCGCGCCAGCUUGCUCUCACAGCUGAAUGGGCCGCCACCUGCCCCCUAGGUCCCCACAUCCAGCCCUCGCAGACUAUCUGGGAUCCAGCCCCUUCCCCCCACCCCCACUGCCUUUGUGCCGCCCACAGUCCCUCUGCUCCGGCCCCAGCCAGCAGUAGCCCACAGAGCUCUUUCUCCUCAGAAUCUGACCCUGGGACCUGCCGUGCACUCAUGGUUCCCUGGACGGAGAAGCUGAGUCCCGCCCCGAUCCAGGGUCCCCGCCCCAGCCUCACACUGGCCCAGGCCCUGAGCUCUGUAGGGUCCUGCUGGCCGUGUGUGCAUAUUCACCUGGCCUGGAACACUCCCAGAGACCCUGGCCUGCCAGGAAUGCUGCCACCUGCCCGCCGAGCCAACCCAGGACCCUGUCAUCCCUCCCACUGGGACAGACCUUUCUCCUGGUGUGGUAGGGUCUGGGCUUAAAAAGGGUCCCGACCCAGGGCGCCUGGGUGGCUCAGUU